Torulaspora globosa is the source of this 810-nucleotide messenger RNA. RefSeq names its product GTPase-activating protein CIN2 (gene CIN2). The record is from RefSeq and is a predicted model, not a curated record. Gene Ontology annotation, biological process: tubulin complex assembly; post-chaperonin tubulin folding pathway. Lineage: Eukaryota; Fungi; Ascomycota; Saccharomycetes; Saccharomycetales; Saccharomycetaceae. Bases 1 to 810 code for a protein of 269 amino acids. The transcript is spliced from 2 exons. Gene Ontology annotation, cellular component: cytoplasm.
AUGAUUGAUCAGACUGUGUUGGACUUCGAACGGAAGUGCAAAGAUUUACAGGAUGCUAUCGAGAAAGGCGGAGACUAUGAUCAACUAAAGAAGACUUGCAAUGAGCUGUUCAAGAGGUUACAUGGCAUCGCUUCACAACUGCCCCCAUAUGACCGAGAGAGAUUUCAUUCCAAGGUAGAUUCUCUUUUAGACACUAUUAGCGCCAGAGAAUCCUCCAAAGAUGCCACACGUAACAGUUUCCGAUUCCAAAAGAAGCCCUCAGUAAAAAAUAAGAAGGCUACAAUGAAUGCUGCAGAUAUGCCUUUCCAUACUAAAAUAGAGACUAUGGCAACCAGGGUUGGAGAGUUAAUAACUAUAAAGAGCUCCACGGCAAGCUAUGAGAAUUUAAACAAGUGCACCUUGAUCAGUGAGGUGGAUGCUGCUGGACACCAAAGCGGUUCAUUGAUUCUACGCAAUAUCAAUAACAGUACCGUUAAAUUAGAGCCGGCACCCUUUUCGAGCGGCAGCAUUCUCAUCACAGAUUGUGAGAACCUGCUCAUAACAUGCAGUACGCCACCAAAAAAUGCCAUUCAAAUGAGGUUGCACAAUCUAUCCAACUGCAAGCUACUCAUAAGGCCGCUUGAUUCAGCUACUAAGCAGGUAAUUGUGCUUGAGAACUGUUUCGACUGUAUUUUCCACAAGACCACAGAGCACCUGUUGAACCUACAGAAUUUCAGCGCGUUAGCCCUGAGAGGCAAGGAUGACAAUGUUGAGGACACAGAUGCCUCCAAAUUUGAGCUAUUCGAUAUUACAGGGUCUACUCAUCAAUAA